Molecule: messenger RNA, 591 nt
Organism: Saccostrea cuccullata (small rock oyster)
Lineage: Eukaryota; Metazoa; Mollusca; Bivalvia; Ostreida; Ostreidae
Exons: 1
Coding region: 142-591 (149 amino acids)
Source: RefSeq, a predicted model, not a curated record
AAUUUUCUCAAAUCCUAAAUUCUCAGACUCAGCGGCCGUCAUAAAAGAGUUGAGUAAAAUAAAAAUUCUCAAAAUCUGUUUUAUUCUCAAAUAUUUGAGUUUACUACAAAGCAAACUUAAGUCCAUUCUCAAGCAUUGAAAAUGGCUUCCAUUAUCUUCCGUCGACGUCGUAGGAGGCUGAAUCGAGCUGUUUUGAGGCGCCCAAGGGUAUUUCGGGAUCUCAGUAACCCCUUAGAGUCUUUGGAGGAAGAAGAGAUUUUCCAGAGAUAUCGUUUUUCCCCAACCAGCAUCCUUUUUAUUGUGAAUGGCGUCCAUGAUCACCUUCAGAGAGACACUGCCAGGAACCGUCCUAUUCCUCCGUUGAUCCAGGUGCUGCUAUUCCUACGUUUUGUUGCCACAGGAGCCCACUUAAGACUGAUCGGGGACAGUCUCAACGUAUCGGAAUGCACGACUGGGAGGGUUGUUAAAGCAGUAGCGAGGGCCAUCAUCACAGUUUUCAUGAAUCUGAUUAAAUUCCCUUCAGGUGAACUCGCUACCAAAGUCAAGGAAGGCUUCAGAAGAGUUGCUGGUAAGCCCUAUAAUCAGUUGUAA